AUGGAGAACGAUCCAGACGAAGAUUUAUAUCAUGAAGAUUCUCGAAAUCAGAAUGAGAUCGUUGAGUUACUUUUAGCCGCUUUUAAUAAUGACGGUGACGUUGAUAAUUCUGUAGAAGAAUACGAGGAAGAAGAUCGAGAGGAUACCUCAAGUCAAUCAAGUCAUCAUAGUUUUACAAACGAGAGUCAUUUUCAUAACGGUGAUAUCCAACAACAUCAUAAUGAACAACAUCGCAAUGUUCGCAAGCAACCUUUAUUUUCCACACCAGCCGGUGUUUCUCCUCCUACAAUGAUUGCCCCAACGACGGAUGUUCGAAGAGUUGAUGUAAAUAAUGAUGACCAUUAUACGAUGUACACGUAUCCAAACCAUCAUCGAAAAGAAGAACAAUUUUUUGAUGAAAAUAUGUUUAAUACGAAUACGAAUGAAGUUGUAAACUUCAAUUCUAACUUGAAUAGUAACAACAAUAAUAAUCACACAAAUGAAAAUAUUAAAGUUUCUUAUAAUGGUUCACAAAUGAACCAUAACAACAGCAAUGGUAUACAAUAUUUUGAUAAAACACCUGCAAUUGAUAUUGAUCCAUUACAAGCAAAGUUUUUGUAUGCUAAUCAAGAUAUUCAACAGAUAAAUAAAUUACAAAUAUUGUGUACAGUCAAAGAUCGUAAAAUAAAUGAAUUAGAAAAUCGUUGCGAAGCCUAUUUUGAAAACUAUAACAGUAAUUUACGAGCAUUAAAACACAAAAUUGAAUUAGCUGAAACUGCCAAGCACGAUUAUGAACGACGAUAUGAAUUAACAAAUGAAAAAUGUAAUAAAUUAAUGCACGAAAAUAUAGAACUACAAUCAAAUUUAACAUUAUUGAACGGACAUAUACAAAAACUUGAUGAAUCAAAAUCAGAGCUCGAAAAGAAACUAGAUGAAUCUGAAUCGUUGAUUGAUUCGUUACAUCGUAAAAUAAAUGAUUUACAAAGAUUUGAAGCAAUAUCACGUACUCAACAAGAUUGUGAAUUAGUUUUAACGAGUAUGAAAGAAAAACAUGAACAUGAAAUUAUAACAUUAAAAGAAAAAUUAGAAGUGACACAAACAAAUUUACAGGAAAAAAAUAUUGAACUUGAUGAUUUACGUGCUCAAUUAGAUGUUGCUUGUAAAAAUAAUGAACGUGCAAUUUUCGAGAGAAUGGAAACAAUCAAUAGACUCAAUCAACAAUUACAUGAAUGUCAACGACAAUAUAGUGAUUUAUUAACACAUAAUCCAAUGGAAAAUCAAACAGAAAUGGCUCGAAAACUGAAACAAGUUACGAAUGAAAAAGAGAUAAUGGAGGAAAUGUGUCAGACAUUACAGACUCAAAUUCGAACACUACAAGAAAGACUUGGAGUGGUUGAAAAUGAUGUGAAUGUUCAACUUUUUGGUAUUACAAACAUAUCAGUCGCUGAAAAAUCCGAUUUAUCUCGCCAAAGUGUUUCAAAUGAUUCUCAUGUAACAACCUCAUUUUACGAUAUUGAAAAUAGAAGCAAUAGUAGUGUUAAGAAACAAAAAUCUUUCGAUGAAACAACAUUGGUUACUGAAAAUCAAAUUCUAAAACAGCGUAUCGAUGAAUAUGCCUCAAAUGAACAACAUCUUAUUGAAAUAAACGAGGAAUUACAAAAACAUCUACAAAACUAUGAGAAUCGUGAUGAUGAAACAGACAAAAACAAUAAGGAAAAUAAUGAACAAAAAGAAACAAUUAAACAGUUAACAAAUGAAAUUGAAAGAUUAAAAAAAGUUAUUGUACAACUACAAGAGAAGGCCGAUAAUGAGAUAUAUGAAUUAAAAACACUUGUUGAUCAAUUAAAUAAAGUUAAUGAUCAGUUACGUGCGGAUAAUAAAGAAUUAGAUUAUACAAAAGAACUUUAUAUUAAUGUAUGUCAAGAAAAAAAUUCUAUUGAAGAUAAACUUCGUUUAAAAUAUGAAAAAGAGAUUAAAAUAAAAUUGGAUGAAUUACGAAAACAUUUAACAAAUAAUGAUGAAUUUGAACGAUAUAAAUUAGAUUUUGAGAAAAUAAAACACGAAAAUAUUGAAUUAAUUAAUGAUAGACAAAUUUAUUUGAAUAAAAACAUACAAUUUCAAGAAAUUAUUAAUGAAAAAUCAAAAUUAAAUGAAUUAUUACAUAAUGAAAAAGAUACAUUAGAAAAACAAUUACAAAUGAGAAAUGAUCUUCAACAACGACUAGAAAAUGAUAAACAACAACAUUUUAAAGAAAAAUUAGCCCAUGAAAAAUUAGUUAAUGAACUAAGAUUAGAAAUUGAUCAAUUGAGAAUAAAUGAUGAAACAAAACAAAAAUUACAUUAUAUUGAAAAAGAAUUUGAACAAUUAAAAACUGAUUAUUAUGAUUUGAAUUUAAAACAAAAAGAAUUACUAAAUAAUAUGAGUACAUUGGAGAAUGAAAAUCAAAAUUUAAUUAAAACAAUUAAUUUAAUUGAACAAGAAAAAGUAGAUAUUAAACAGACAUGGAAAAAUGAUGAAAUAAAACUUUAUAAUGAAAUAAAACAAUUACAUGAUGAAAUUGAUAUUUUAAAAAAAGAUUUAAUUCAAAAACAAAAUUUAAUUGAUAAUCUUAAACAACAACAAAUAAAUAAUGAAGAAAAUCAACAAUUUAAACAAGAAUAUGAAUCGUUAAAAACAAGAAUUAGUAACUAUGAAAAUGCAGUAUCUCAAUAUGAAGAAUAUCGUGUCAAAUUGGAAAAUAAUUUACAAAAAAUUACUCAACAACGUGAUACAUAUAAAAUGGAUUUACGUUUGAUGAAAGAUAUUUUACAAAAUAAAGAACAAGAUUUAACACAGUUAAAAUUAAAAUUAGAUGAUAAUGAGAAAAAAUUAAAUGAUAAUCUUCAAUUAGAAUAUAAUGAAAAAUAUGAACAAUUAGAAAAACGUUUAGAAACACGUUAUGCAGAUGAAUAUAAACAAAUGUUGACAAAUAAUAAAGAAUCAAUUCAAAAAAUUGUUGAUGAAAGAGAAAUUGAAAUAGAGAAAGAAAAAGAAAAAGAAGUUGAAUAUCGUGAAAAAAUUUUAUUAUAUGAAAAUGAAAAAUAUCAACAUGAAAUGCAUAUUCAAGAAUUAAAACGUGCAUUAAAUUUAGCUGAUUCACAUUUAGAACAAGAAAUUGAAAAGAUAAAAAUAAGUCUUGAAGAAGAAUAUAAACGAUGUUUUGAAAAAGAUCAAAUAUUAAUAAAACAACAAAUUGUAAAUACAUUAAAUCAACAAUAUCAACAAGAUUUAAAAGAAUUAAAAGAAAAAUUAACAAAUGAUUUUGAUCAACAACGUUCAAUUACACCAACAAAUACUAUUAAUUCUAUAGUAACUCCUAAUUUAACAUCAUCAAUUGUCAAUGAGACAGUAAAACAUGAAAUUCAUUUACAAGAGUCAGAAGAAAUUAAAAAUUUAUAUCGUAAUGAAAUUGAUCGUUUAUAUAAAGAAAAUAUUGAUUUAACUCAACAACAAGCAAAAUUAAUUGAUACUCAUCAAAAACAAAUUCAUACAAUGAAACAAGAUUUAGAUGAUGGAUAUACAAAUGUUAUUGAUGAAUGUCAACGUGAACAUAAACGUUUAGAAAUGAGAAAUGAACAAUUAAAACAACAAUUGGAUAAUUGUGAAUAUAUUAUACAACAAUUAAAAAUAAAUGUCAACGAUUUUAAAUCAACACAUUUUGAUGAAUUAACACAAUUAAAAGAAACAUAUAUAAAUGAAAAAUCACUUUAUGAACAAGAUAGUAAAAAUCGUGUAGAAAAUUUACAAGCACGUAUUGAACAUUUAGUCAAAUUGCUUGAUCAAUCAGAUGAAACAUUGAAUAAAGAACGAACACAAUAUACAAAACAAGAAAAUGAUUAUCAACAAACGAUUUCAUCGUUACAAAUGAAAAUGGCCAAUAUGAUUAAACAGCACACGAUAGCUGUUGAUGAUUUAAAACGUGAAUUAAACCAAGAAAGAUUAAAAUUACAUAAAACUCAAAGAUCACUUGCAAUUGGUUUACCUGAAUUUGUUCAGACUGAUUUAACAAUGCAAGAUAUGAUUUCGUUUGAUUCAGUUAAAGAAAAUUAUUUAACCACAGUUGAGAAAUUACGAGGUAAUGCGAUAUUGAAAAAGACUUCAUCGGUUGUUCAACUAUUAAACUUCUGCAUCGAAGUAAGGUGCCAGAAAUUCAAAAUUCAAGCGCAAUUUAUUUUUGCAAUAUUUAUACGUGGUUGGAUAGAACUCGUCAAGCUGAUGGGAAUAGUUCAUUAUUUGGAUAAUAUUGAAUCAACAACAAAGAAACAAAUACAAAAUGAACUUUGUAAAAGUCGUAGCGAUAUGAUUAAAGAAAUAAGACGUGAAUUAUUUGAAAGAAUGUCAAAUGCAUUAAGAAGUCAAGGCAUGUCCGAUUCUGUUAUUGAUCUUCAAGUGUUUGAACUCGAUCGACUAUUGUUGCAAAUGGCCCAAGAUUGUUUUGAUUCUCUCACAUCCUGUUCAUCACCCUCUGUUAUUUCAUCGAAUUCUCAUUCUACAAACACUAGUUAUUCAUCCACACUUCUGUAUUCGAAAUCACCACUGUCUCCAAAUCAUAAUAAUCAGGUACAAUCAACUCAACGCCAACUUCAUUAUGAACCAAAAUAUUCCACUUAUUCACCGCCAGUAUCAAUGCCAACGUCGAAUAAAGAAAGUGUUUAUUCAUCGACGGGUACUUUACGCAUAGUUAAAAAUCCAAAAUAUCCGUCACGUGAUGAUACGAAUGAUCAUAAUAAUAAUAAUAACAAUAACAAUAAUAACAAUAAUAAUAAUAAUAAUAAUAAUAAUAAUAAUAAUAAUAACAAUAAUAAUAAUAGUGGUAGCUUAGUUAAUCUUCCAUCUACAGUAGAGGAAACACCAUUGAAAAAAAGCAUAGAAUGUCUCUAUAUCACACCUGUUGGCAAUAAAAAACAUGCUCCUCAUCAUCCACCAUUAACAUACGAUAUAUCACUUGAAAAUAGUCCAAAUAAAGUUCGCCCAAAAUCGGCAUCAAAUAUUUUGCAACAACAAAAAGAAACGAAUAAAAAUCAUUAUUAUCAUCAGCAUAAACAACGAAACAUGGAAAAAUUAUACAGAAGUGAAAAUGAUUUGGUGAUUGUUCAACAUGAACAAUAUCAUCAACGUUCAACUCUCUCAGAUUCUAGUGAUAACGAGGAAAAUGAUCAAGACAUAGAGAAUAUUGAGGAUAUUAAUCACGAAAAAGAAGAUUUGGAUGAUAACCAUAAUACAUCGUCAGCUACUACGACAACAGAAAAUACGUUAAAAGCUGACGAUAACGAAAUAAAACAAACAAGUGACGAAGAUGAAACGGAACAAGCAUUGCCAAAAUCGGUUAAAGCAUUAACAACUCUUUUCGAAAAAAAUACCAAACAGUUUCCUAAUAAAAAUUCCAAUACAAUUUUGCGUCGUUCCGUUGAAGUAGUGAAUACUGUUGAUAAUAAAUUAAAAACAAAUUCAUUACCACAUCAUUCACAUUUAAGAUCACCACCAACACAUCUUGUUAUUAUUGCCGAAAAUAGUACAGGAAACAGUAGCAUCAACCGUGAUAAUAUACGACAUAAUGACGAUCGUUCAGUUGUAUCUUCAUCUUCUUCUGCAUCAAUGACAAUAGCUCAAAAUGAUAAUGGAAAUCAAGUACAAACGUCAACUGGUCUCAGAAAAUAUAUUCGAAAUGGUUUGAAAUUAUUUUAUCAACCACCACAUCAACAAUACAAAAGACAGCAUGUUGUAGAUAAAAAAUGA
Messenger RNA from Didymodactylos carnosus, 5754 nucleotides. NCBI's taxonomy places the organism in Eukaryota, Metazoa, Rotifera, Eurotatoria, Philodinida, Philodinidae. The record is from the annotation of a GenBank genome assembly.